GCCUGGGCGUGCGGAGCGCGCGCGCGGCUCGGAGGCGCACCUGUGAGGUGUCCCCGGAGAAGAGGGAGGUGGGUGCGCGGAGCCCGCGGCCUGGGGCGCUCGCUGCCCUCACUUGGACCCCUUCCGUCCCGGCAGAGGCAGACGGGCAUCCCACUCAGGUGAUGAGGAGCCCUUCGCGCACCCAGCGCGGAAGCCUGCUGCCGCCGGACGCCUCCAUUGUUUGACCACAAGGGCCGGAUUCUCACCCAGCAGGAUCCUAAGGCUUUUGUAGCCCUUCAGCCACUGUGGGCCCUGUCUCUGCCUCUUCUUCUGGAAUGUUUUGGGGGUUUGGACUUCUGUCACUGUGACUUGCAAAUCCAAGAGACACAUCUUUCUGGAAGAUAAGAGAGCAUCUUCCUCAAAAUCAGAGAAGGACACUGGUGUGAUACCUAUGCAGGCACUUCCCUGAAGCAAGGCUCACCACACCUGGCCCCAAGGAGCCUGUUUCCUGGAAAGGCUUCCUGUCUGAUGUGCAGGGGUCAGGAUGCCGUACUGACUGCUCAGGGGCUGGCUGCAGAGGCUCAGGACCCACCAGCGGGAUCUCACCCUCAGGCACAGGGGACACACUGUACAGUCCUUUUUCUAGAAGUGAGAAGUACAAGAUUACUGUGCAAGAAGAAGAUUCCAGGGGCUUGAAAAGGCAAAGGUUUGCACCUUGGGAGCCCCUUGGAAUGUUGACAACUCAGGAUCUAAAACGAAGUUCUACGUUAAUGAAUUAUAAAAUUCAUGUGGAAGUAAAUGUCACUUUAUAAUCAAUAAUAGUACUGAGUGAGGAACACUAUGCAGGAAGAAACCUUCCAUAGAAAGACAGGCAGGGAAAAGCUUAGGCUGACCUUGAACUUACCUAACAGAGCGAGCCUGAGAUAGACUGCCAAGAUGGCCAAAUAAGAGACUGUACGAAGUAACAAUUCUGUAACUAUAGUAGUUGUAAGGAAGUUUUCUCCUCCAAAUCACGAUACCAAAUAGGAAAAAUGAUCUACAAGUGCCCCAUGUGUAGGGAAUUUUUCUCUGAGAGAGCAGAUCUUUUUAUGCAUCAGAAAAUUCACACAGCUGAGAAGCCCCAUAAAUGUGAUAAGUGUGAUAAGGGUUUCUUUCAUAUAUCGGAACUGCAUAUUCACUGGAGAGACCACACAGGAGAGAAGGUGUAUAAAUGUGACGAUUGUGGUAAGGAUUUUAGCACUACAACAAAGCUUAAUAGACACAAGAAAAUCCACACAGUGGAGAAGCCCUAUAAAUGUUACGAGUGUGGCAAAGCCUUCAAUUGGAGCUCCCAUCUUCAGAUUCAUAUGCGAGUUCACACAGGAGAGAAACCCUAUGUCUGUAGUGAGUGUGGAAGGGGCUUUAGUAAUAGUUCAAACCUUUGCAUGCAUCAGAGAGUCCACACCGGAGAGAAGCCCUUUAAGUGUGAAGAGUGUGGCAAGGCCUUCAGGCACACUUCCAGCCUCUGCAUGCAUCAGAGAGUCCACACGGGAGAGAAACCCUAUAAAUGUUAUGAGUGUGGGAAGGCCUUCAGUCAGAGUUCCAGCCUCUGCAUCCACCAGAGAGUCCACACUGGAGAGAAACCCUAUAGAUGUUGUGGGUGUGGGAAGGCCUUUAGUCAGAGUUCCAGCCUCUGCAUCCACCAGAGAGUCCACACGGGAGAGAAACCUUUUAAAUGUGAUGAGUGUGGGAAGGCCUUCAGUCAGAGUACAAGCCUCUGCAUCCACCAGAGAGUCCACACAAAGGAGAGAAACCAUCUCAAAAUAUCAGUUAUAUAAAACAUUUUGCUAAGAGUUAAAAAUCUUAAAACCCAUAAGUGCCACUAGGAAGGAAACCCUGUAUAUACCUACAUUGACCCAAGAGAUAUUUACAGCAGUCCCUAGGAGAACGUUCUUUUUGAUGAGGCAUACCUGAGGUUGAUUUUUUGAUUCAUGCCAGGUGCGUUCCACAACUUGACUUUGGAGACGGCCUCCGAAUGUCUGCCCAAGACGGGCUGCCAGGUCCCAGUCGUGGAUUCUGGCACAAUGCCUCCAUAGUUGAAAUGCUACACAGAAAACCAUGGUCAUUGCCUGGCAUCCCGAGUCACCUUCUAUCUAUGCUUUACAUGAAAGUUUUCCCAGAUGACCCCCUUCAGGAGCUCACGCCCUUCCUUCCUCUUGAUUCCGCACACUGGUGAUGCAUUUGAAAACGGACAGCUCCCACGAAGAUAAGUGUUCUGGCAUUUCUGAGGUUACCACUUGGUUUAUCUUUGCAUACAUCCCUGUGUAUCUUUCCAUAAAUCCUAUUGUUUCUGAAUCCACUUUACCUCUAUGUCCUCAAAAUGCCCGUAAAUAUCCACCCCUUCCUAGAUGGCAUUAAAUCUCACUUUAGAUUUUAGGUGACUCAUAACAUCCAUUCAUUGGCCUGUCAGAAAAAUCACUGGCAGACAUACAUGCCCUUGAACUUUUCUUGAAUGUUUUUUAUUUUUGUGGAUUCUGCUAAUCACUGUGUCUCCAUGUUAGUCAGACUUAGUUUCUAGUGGCCGCAUCACAUAUUUUUAACUUGAAUUUUUUUGGAAAUAGCUGAAUGUAAAUAGGGAGGAAGAAA
Lemur catta (Ring-tailed lemur) is the source of this 2604-nucleotide messenger RNA. It is a transcript of the gene ZNF664, whose product is annotated as zinc finger protein 664. The transcript has 5 exons. Gene Ontology annotation, cellular component: nucleus. The coding region runs from base 1011 to 1796 and encodes 261 amino acids. Gene Ontology annotation, molecular function: RNA polymerase II cis-regulatory region sequence-specific DNA binding; DNA-binding transcription factor activity, RNA polymerase II-specific. Gene Ontology annotation, biological process: central nervous system development; regulation of transcription by RNA polymerase II. Lineage: Eukaryota; Metazoa; Chordata; Mammalia; Primates; Lemuridae. The record is from RefSeq and is a predicted model, not a curated record.